AUGUACUUAAAAGCGAAAGAUUAUGAUGAACUGUUGCCAAGUGAAGGGCCGGACCCAGAAUCCCAUUGGAGCUUGAUAUUUGAUGGAGUUGCUAAUGCUUAUGGAAAUGGAACUCGGGAAGUCAUUGUCACUCCUCAAGGUUCUCAUAUUCCAUUUACCACAAGAUUGACAUUCACAUGUACGAACAACGUGGCAGAGUAUAAAGUUCUUAUUAUGGGUCUUGAAGAGGCUAUCAACUUGAGAAUCAAAAUUCUGGAUGUAUAUGGAGAUUCAGAUUUGGUGAUUAAUCAGAUCAAAGAAGAAUGGGAAACUUGUCAACCUGGUUUGAUUCCUUACAAAGAUUAUGCAAGGAGGCUGUCAACUUUCUUAAACCAAAUUGAAUUUCAUCAUAUACCUCGUGAGGAGAAUCAGAUAGCAAAUGCUCUGGCAACUUUAUCCUCCAUGAAUGUUGUGAACCAGUGGAAUGAUGUGCCCACAAUAAAUCUUAUGUGCCUUGACAGAUCUGCUCAUGUGUUCACUGCAGAAGAGGUCAUUGAUGACAAACCAUGGUAUCAUAACAUUUAA
This is a messenger RNA of Lathyrus oleraceus (garden pea), 564 nucleotides long. RefSeq lists its product as uncharacterized. NCBI's taxonomy places the organism in Eukaryota, Viridiplantae, Streptophyta, Magnoliopsida, Fabales, Fabaceae. The transcript has a single exon. Bases 1 to 564 code for a protein of 187 amino acids. Gene Ontology annotation, molecular function: RNA-DNA hybrid ribonuclease activity; nucleic acid binding. The record is from RefSeq and is a predicted model, not a curated record.